Paramuricea clavata is the source of this 1342-nucleotide messenger RNA. The record is from the annotation of a GenBank genome assembly. Lineage: Eukaryota; Metazoa; Cnidaria; Anthozoa; Malacalcyonacea; Plexauridae.
AUGAAGCUGAAAACUUUUGCAGCAAUGAAGGUGAAGAAAUCGUGCACCGUUAAAGAUAGAAGUCUAACGCUGAAAGCGGACCGCCAUAUAUUUGCACGGCUAUUAGUAAUACGUGGUAAGCGUGACGUUUCCUUGAAAGAAGUCCUAACCUACUCCUUGGGCCCUAUUCCAUGGUCGCUAGCAACAGCCGACGGAAGCUUUGUUAAAACUGUUAAGUCAAAAUUGCUUGAUGCUAUCGAGAAGGAUGUAGUAGAUUCGAUUGUGGAUACUCUUCCUGACAAUUGUGUACGAAUAUUUGAUGGCAUGGUUAUUAUUCAACAGAUGGCGUCUUUGAGUUUGGCAAGAUUCGGUGAAAUCUCAGAAUAUGUCCUUAAGCGGAUUACAUCUCGUCCUGGUAAAGUGAUCUAUUUUGUUACUGACCAAUAUCUUGAUGAUUCCUUAAAAGGAAGUGAACGCCAACGACAAGCUGCAUCUGGAAGUAUUUGGAUCCACUUAACAAGAAGAGAUCAGAAACGACCAAAGCAGUUCAAGAAAUAUCUCAGUGAUGGUGUGAACAAAGUCGAUCUGGUGAGAUUCUUCAUGGAUGAUUGGUCCCUGCUUCAAAACCAUUAUCGAAGAUAGAGUUGUGUUCUUGACUUUGGAGAGCGAGUGUCACCAGCUGAGAGUAGAAGAAGAUAAUGUUGUCAUUGGCAUGGAAGAAAGCCUUUGUUCAAACCAAGAAGAGGCUGAUACGAAGAUGUUUCUAUGUUGCCAGCAUGCUGUCCACCGAUUUCAGAACCCAAAUAUUUGCAUCUCAACAGUCGAUAGUGAUGUUGGAAUCUUGGCCAUCUAUUUCAAACAACAAAUCCACUGUAAUAUGUUUCUUGAAAUAGGUUCAAAAGGGAAGAAGAGAAUUUUAUCAAUCCAAAACAUUUCCGAGGGCGUUGGUGAACAAAUGUCAAGUGCUCUUCCAGCGUUGCACGCAAUCAGCGGUUGUGAUUCAACAAGUGCGUUUUAUGGUCUUGGAAAACAAAAAGUGUACAAGAUCGUCAAGAGUUGUGGCCGUUUUAAAGAAACAUUGGCGCAGAUGGGCGAUAGUUUUGAUUUCGACACAAACCUUUUCCUUUUGGUAGAAGAAAUGGUCGCUCAGUUUUAUGGCAUUAAAGGCUGCACCAGUAUAAACGAUGCCCUCUACAUGAAAUUCUGCACCAAAAAUAAGAUUCCAGAACCACAGCAACUCCCACCAACCAAAGACGAAUUAUUACUUCACUGUCAGCACGCUAACUAUGUGACGUGUAUUUGGAAGUCGGCAUUGACUAUGAACACAGAUCCUCCACAGCCAGAAGGUCGGGGUUGGCUUUGA